Messenger RNA from Carica papaya (papaya), 2279 nucleotides. RefSeq names its product Major facilitator superfamily protein. The record is from RefSeq and is a predicted model, not a curated record. NCBI's taxonomy places the organism in Eukaryota, Viridiplantae, Streptophyta, Magnoliopsida, Brassicales, Caricaceae. Gene Ontology annotation, biological process: transmembrane transport. Gene Ontology annotation, molecular function: transmembrane transporter activity. Gene Ontology annotation, cellular component: membrane.
CUCAGUUCACUACACGCACACAGAUCUUUGUGUCUGAAAAUCCCCAUAAAUUGUGAAGUCACACAGACAAAGAUUUUGCACCUCUCUCUCUCUCUCUCUCCCUCUCUUUCUUUCUCUGUGCGCCUCCCUGCUUUUCAAAUUAAAGAGGGAAAGGUCAAAUACGCCGAUCAAAUAGACAACAAUGGAGGACUCUUCUCAUCAAACCCAACUAAAUGUUCAUCAACCCACACGUACAAGGCGAAAGGGUGGCCUCGUUACCAUGCCUUUCAUCAUAGCAAAUGAAGCGUUUGAGAAGGUAGCAAGUUACGGUUUGGUACCAAAUAUGAUUCUGUAUUUAAUGAAAGAUUACAAGCUCGGAGUAGCCAAAGGAACCAAUAUCAUCUUCUUCUGGUCAGCUGCUACAAAUUUCAUGCCUCUUCUCGGUGCUUUCCUCUCUGAUUCUUACCUGGGUCGGUUCUCCACCAUUGCCUUCGCUUCUUUCUCCAGUUUCUCGGGGAUGUUACUGCUGUGGUUAACAGCAAUGAUACCAGCAGCCAAGCCUCCACCAUGUGAUCUUUCAUCAGGAAACUGCAAAUCUCCAACACCAUCUCAAAUGAGUCUUUUGAUCUUCUCAUUCAUUCUCAUCUCUAUAGGCUCAGGUGGCAUCAGACCUUGCUCAUUAGCAUUUGGUGCUGAUCAAUUGGACAACAAACAUAAUCCCAAAAACCAGAGAGUCUUAGAGAGUUUCUUCGGUUGGUAUUAUGCUUCUGCAUCAGUCUCGGUCCUUAUUGCUUUCACCGGCAUCGUUUAUAUCCAAGAUCAUCUUGGAUGGAAAGUGGGAUUUGGAGUUCCUGCAAUUCUAAUGAUCCUUGCUACUCUCUUGUUUAUUCUCGCCUCGCGUUUGUACGUCAAGCGUCCUCCAAACAAGAGCUUGUUCACUGGCCUUGCACAAGUGGUUGUCGCUGCAUAUAGAAAUAGACACCUUUCUUUCCCUAAUGAGCAGGACUCAAGAGGGUCUUAUCAUAACAAGAAGGACUCUCAACUCUUAGCACCAACACAAAAAUUAAGGUUUUUGAACAAAGGUUGCAUAACAAGGAAUCCUGAACAAGACAUUUCCCCGGAUGGAUCGGCUAGGAACCCUUGGCGGCUUUGCACAAUAGAGCAAGUAGAAGAGCUCAAGGCUCUCAUCAAAGUCCUACCAAUAUGGUCUACAGGGAUUGUGAUGUCAAUCAAUGUAAGCCAAAGCUCAUUCCAAUUGCUGCAGGCGAAUUCCAUGAACAGACACAUUGGUUCAAGCUUCCAAAUCCCAGCAGGCUCUUUUGGUAUGUUCACAAUUAUUGCUCUAGCUCUCUGGGUUGUACUUUACGACCGUGUCAUCCUCCCAUUGGCAUCGAAAAUCAGAGGCAAACCAGUGAAGAUUGCUGUCAAAUUAAGGCUGGGAAUGGGACUGUUUGUCUCCUGCAUGGCUAUGGUAAUUUCAGCAAUGGUAGAGAGUUUCAGGCGAAGGAAAGCAAUUCACCAAGGACUUGCAGAAAAUUCUCAAGCAGUAGUUGGCAUGUCUGCGAUGUGGCUGGUGCCACAAUAUGUAUUGCACGGCUUAGCAGAAGCAUUAACCGGAAUAGGCCAAACCGAAUUUUUCUACUCAGAGUUCCCAAAAAGCAUUUCAAGCAUCGCUGGGGCAUUGUUCGGACUGGGAAUGGCAGUGGCAAACUUAUUAGCAAGUCUUAUAGUGAGCAUUGUGGAUGAUGUUACUUCAAAAGGGGGUAAAGAGAGCUGGGUUUCAGAUAACAUUAACAAGGGUCACUAUGAUUACUACUACUGGCUUCUUGCUCUACUGAGUUUCCUCAAUGUGCUCUAUUUCCUGCUCUGCAGCUGGGCUUAUGGUCCUGCUGUGGAUGAACUGAGGAAUAUUAGGGUUGCAGACAAUGGGUUGAUGAAAGAGGAAGCAGAGUUAUCUGAUGUAAGUAAAGGCUUGGAGGAGAAAGAUGAAGAUCACAAAGUUAAUAUUUGAUUAAUCUCUUGCUAAAAGUUACCAUCACAAAAUUGUGUUUUUACAGUCCUUUUGUUAUUUGAUUGUUUGAUGAAGUGAAUGCAAAGAUAGCAGCUACAACCAUGGGGUGGUGAUAGUGAUCAGUUAGGUCUUUAUAUAUAAUAUCAAAGUUAUAUAUUUCCUGUAUUACUUUUACUUGUGUGAAUCUAUUCUAUACAACUGUGUAUUUACUCCAUUCUUUUAGUCUUUCCGUACAUUAUACCUUUGUUUUUUUGAAAUGUUAUGUAAUGGAUUUAUAGUUGAAGAAGUA